Molecule: messenger RNA, 1708 nt
Organism: Colossoma macropomum (tambaqui)
Lineage: Eukaryota; Metazoa; Chordata; Actinopteri; Characiformes; Serrasalmidae
Exons: 6
Coding region: 83-1708 (541 amino acids)
Cellular component (GO): cytoplasm
Source: RefSeq, a predicted model, not a curated record
CAAGAGCGUGAGGGUGGUUGUAGGUGUGUCCAGGUGAAUUUUCUGUGUAUCUGUGUUUUGGAAGCUGUAAAGAGAAAAGGAGAUGGUAAGGAUGGAGGAGAUACAAGCAGCUAUGACAAGCCGAUCAGCCAGACUGAAGAUGUGUGUGGAUAAAACGGAAGGAACAGAGUGGAUGGAAAGAACUGAAGGUGGACUGAGGGAACAGGUCCUGAGGUGGUUUGUCGAAACGCAGGCUUCACUCAUUUUUUGUAAUGGAAACUUCCCCACAUGGUUUCAUGGCUUCAUCUCCAGACAAGAAGCUGAAGAUCAUCUCAGAGAUAAAUCUCUCGGCAGCUUUCUUAUCAGACUCAGUGAGAAAGCCAGUGGCUACAUUCUCUCCUACAAGGGACAAGAUCGUUGUCGUCACUUUGUUAUAAACCAGACCAAGGAGGGCAUGCUGGUAGUUUCUGGUGAUUCCAUUACUCACAACAGUCUACCAGAGUUGCUUGAGUACUUUAAAACUACACCUAUCCAGCCAUUUGGAGAGUGUCUGAUCUCAGAGAAAGAGGUAGAGCCCCCCUCAGAUGACCUGUAUGAUGUGGUUCAUUGUAAACCCAGUAUAAAGUCAGGGGUGAGUGUUCAGGCCCUGCGGAGUUUAUGGGAUCACCGUUGUGAUGUCACACCGAAGGGCCCUCCCGCUCUACCCCCUAAAAGUAGCAACCGCAAACUCAUUUCUUCAACCUCCAUUGACAGGAACAACAUUGUUCAGAUGAGAAACGUACCUCUUCGGAAUGCCUUGAGUGGUGGACAUCUAUCACAUGGCAUGGAGCAACACAUCCAGCCAGACCAGAAGUGGCCAAGCAACAUGGGGACUGAAGGACUUAAUCAAAGGCGAAGAAUGCAUGCCUGGGAGAGUGAGGGAUUUACUUCUCUGGAUUUGCACUUGCAGUGUUACUCAGAGCACGAUGGCCAUGUUUCCACAUCUAACGUACAUCACAACAGCCGGAGCAGGUCAUUACCUCAUCUGGAUGAGGAUCACUGUCUCAGCAGCCAUAGAGCUAACUCUUCACUUGCUGCAUCACCACAUCUGCCCUUUGUUCCACCCAAAUCAGGCCCAGUCUCUUCCUUGUCUCAGUUCAAGGAACAGAACCUGCCUGAACAUAGUGACCUCCCUGACACCAACCUAACAACCUUACAACCUAACCCGCUGUACCAGGCCUCCUCUGGGCUGUGUUCUGGGCCCAACAGCUGCUGGGAUCCACAUUGCAACCCCCAGCCAAGCAGAUUGUCUGAGAUUUCCAGCAAACCCAUCAGUGACCCUCUUACACCAGAAAACACCUACCAAGACAUUCUGGAGCAUCGAAACACCUAUGAGGACUUACCCACAAUCCAGCAAACUAACCUCGCUACCCAAGAGAACAACACCUAUGAGGACUUACCUGAGAUCCAGCAAGGUAACUUAUCUACCCAAGAGAACGACACCUAUGAGGUCUUACCUGAGAUCCAGCACGGUAACCUAUCUACCCAAGAGAACAACACCUAUGAAGACCUACCUGAGAUCCAGCAAGGUAACCUACAAACUCAAGAGAACAACACCUACGAGGACAUUCCAGCUACACACAAUAACACAUAUGCAACUAUAAAGGAGCUGCAGCCCAAACAGCAGAGUUCCCUGGGAAAGAAGACCCAUAAGUGGUGGAAAUUCAAACCAGAUAACAAGAAGAAGUGA